Messenger RNA from Hibiscus syriacus, 870 nucleotides. RefSeq names its product E3 ubiquitin-protein ligase RING1-like. NCBI's taxonomy places the organism in Eukaryota, Viridiplantae, Streptophyta, Magnoliopsida, Malvales, Malvaceae. Gene Ontology annotation, biological process: protein ubiquitination. The transcript is spliced from 2 exons. Gene Ontology annotation, cellular component: cytoplasm. Gene Ontology annotation, molecular function: ubiquitin protein ligase activity. Bases 1 to 870 code for a protein of 289 amino acids. The record is from RefSeq and is a predicted model, not a curated record.
AUGUCUCUAAGCAGCCAUCGUCGUCCUGGUGUUAUAGUUAAUGGAGUCCGUAGGAUGAGAACCUACCAUUAUUUCUGGUGUCUCCAUUGCCAACGAACCAUUAGGUUCACCAAUUCAAACCCUUUUGAAACUUAUUGUCCCCAUUGUUUUCGUCAACUUAGUCACGAGCUGGAUGUCUCAAGGCCUAGGCUUCUAGCUGAUCAUGGCCUCGAACCCUACGAAACGACUACCGGGUUAUUCGAUACGCUGGCCGCUGCUCUCGACCCUUCGACCAGGCGUCAAAGCAUGGUCACUCUCGUUCAACGACCUCGCGAGCAGCCGAGUACUAUCGUUGCACCCCAGGAUACAGGCAACGAGAUAGAUGGUUUCAUCGAAGGCUUGACUGAGAACGACAGGCCAGGGCCGCCACCAGCGGCUGCUUCGGCGAUCGAAGCUUUGCCGGUGGUGAAAAUCACGGAAAACCAUCUGAUCAACGUCACUCAUUGCCCCGUUUGCAGGGAUGAGUUCCAGGUCGGUGGCGAAGCAAAAGAGCUACCGUGCAAGCAUUUGUAUCACUCUGAUUGUACCGUACCUUGGUUGAGCAUUCACAACACCUGUCCCGUUUGUCGUUACGAGAUCGGUUAUGGUAACUACACUGCCACCGCCGAUGAUGAUCAAACCGGUGAAAUGUUUUUUUGGGACAUCGGUUUCCUUGUCGACGAUCUUGCGAAUGGGCUUACCCGAUUGCGAACUCGGUUCCUUUCUUCGGGGCCUCUUCGUGCAUUCACUUACUGGACGCACGGGUAUCUCGAUUUUCUCGGUAGCAGAACCAAUGCAAGUGAUCUCUCUCGUGAGGCUAGCUCCUGGUGGCCAUCUUGGCUCAUUCUAUAG